Molecule: messenger RNA, 7133 nt
Organism: Nilaparvata lugens (brown planthopper)
Lineage: Eukaryota; Metazoa; Arthropoda; Insecta; Hemiptera; Delphacidae
Product: ras-related protein Rab-4B-like
Exons: 6
Coding region: 228-869 (213 amino acids)
Biological process (GO): Rab protein signal transduction; regulation of endocytosis
Cellular component (GO): endosome
Molecular function (GO): GTP binding; GTPase activity
Source: RefSeq, a predicted model, not a curated record
UCAUGAACAACUGUUUUUAUUAGGUUGUAUUUAGAAGUUUGAUAAGGAAACCAUUGAUAUUGAACGCUUAUUUCAAGUUUUCUUUCAAAACUUAAUGCCUAUUAUUAAUCUAGUUAACUACCAUUGAAUAUAGGAGAGUAUAACCAACAAGGAAUCAAUUUAAUUGUGAUGAAGUGUUAGAAAAUCUUACUAGAACAAGAAAGACAUUUACCCUGUACGUUUCAAAAAUGUCAGAAUCGUAUGAUUAUCUGUUCAAAUUCCUCGUUAUUGGUAGCGCUGGAUCUGGCAAAUCAUGUCUACUUCAUCAAUUCAUCGAAAAUAAAUUUAAAAAUGACAGCAGUCACACGAUAGGAGUUGAAUUUGGAUCCAAAAUAAUUAACGUCGCUGGAAAGUCUGUGAAACUUCAAAUAUGGGAUACAGCCGGCCAGGAAAGAUUCAGGUCGGUGACCCGUAGCUACUACCGUGGCGCGGCCGGUGCUUUGCUUGUGUUUGACAUGACCAAUCGCGAGACAUUCAACGCGCUGGCCAACUGGUUGUCGGAUGCGCGCGCACUCGCCAGUCCCAACAUUUGCAUCCUGCUAGUCGGCAACAAGAAGGACCUCGAAGCCGAACGCGAGGUCACCUUCCUAGAGGCCAGCCAGUUUGCGCAGGAGAAUGAACUUAUGUUUCUUGAAACCAGCGCAAAGUCUGGUGAGAAUGUUGAAGAAUCGUUUCUGAAGUGCUCCAAGACUAUAUUGGCCAAGAUUCAAGCAGGUGAGCUAGACCCCGAACGAAUAGGCUCCGGAAUACAGUACGGUGACUCCUCCACGAGGAGACUCCUGCAGGAGAAGAACAGAAGACAACAGGCUGAUUGCAUUUGUAGAAUGUAGCUUAGUGUUUUUCUAUCAUUUGUAACGAUAAGGAUUAAGCAAACUUCCAUACAGGUUAAGAAGUGGCAUUGGAGAGUUAGGAAAAUACGUCAAAAUAUAUAUAUGCUACUAUUCUACUAAUCAAUGCUUAUUAUUUCUAUUUGGAAAUGUUGAAUGUUAGCACAGUUUUAUCAUAAGUGGUUUGUUGGUACCAUGUUAGAGAGAGACAGAUGUCAAGAGACAGUACUUGUCUCUUAUAAUUUCGAUUCGAGGGGUGUCUAGUUGAAUGUUAUUCAUGCUAUAUCACAAGAAACGUGUCUUUCUUCAUUAAUUUUGUACAAUAAGUACAUUAUCAAAAUGAUAGGGAGAGGAAAAAUAAGGUAACCUUGUGCUAUUCCUCUCCCAAAUUUAGAUAACACAUAGUCCGAAAUAGGUUAAGUCUUGUAGUUGUUGUUCACUUGAAAAAAAUUUUCAGUCCUCAAAUAUUUUCACAAAGUGGAUUUUCAAAUUUAGAUGCUUCAAAACCAAACAUAGAAAUAUUCCACAUUAUUAUAACUAAAAUAGGUAAUAUUCACAUGUAAAGGAAUAAUUUUGCAGCACGAAAAAACAAACUUAAUUAUUUUAAAACCACAAAUGUUGAACAGUGUUAUAUUAGUUCAUCAUUCAUACUUUGUGAAAUGUCUGGCUCUAUUGGCUAAGUUCUGGAACAAUUCGAAUGUUCUAUUGUAUUUAAAACUAGCAGACAACUCUUGUCUAGAAGACAAGUCUUGUAGUUCUUCAAUUCACAAAAUUUUCAGUCCUCAAUAUUUUCACAAAGUAGAUUUUCAAAUUUAGAUGCUUCAAAACUAAACAUAGAAGAAAUAUUUCACAUUAUUAUAACUAGAAUAUGAAAUAUUCACAUAUUUAAAAUUUAAUUUUGAAUGUCUCUUUGUUGAGUAUUAUAAUUUUGAGUCGAGGGAUAUCUAGUUUAAUGUUAUUGAUGUGAUCUAUCACGGAAAACAUUGAGUAUUACCAUAGAGAAACAAUAGCGUAAGUAGAUAUCCCAUGGUAUAGGACGUUUAUGUCGCAACUUUUACUGUUUCUCAAGCCGAUAGUCCACGUAGUUCUUUCCCGUGAAGCUGUGUGACGCUCGUAGUCUCUCAUACUGUGCCGUUCAUACACUCUCACCCCAACAGUCAUAUCUCGAAUACGUAUUCUCUGAGUGUUAAUCUUUGGUGAAAACAGAAAUUUUAAACUUAACCUCACUUUGGACUAUUUAUGUGCCAAAAUCAAGGAAUUGAAGAAGUUUUGGACAAUUGCCUGUUUCUCUUUCCAAAUAUCGUGUUUGUGACUGUUAUAAUAAAUAAAUAAAUAAACAAAACAGUAAAAAUCGACAGUAAUCGGCUUGAGAUAACAGUAAAAGUUGCAACAUAAACGCCCUAUACCAUGGGAUAUCUACUUACGUUAUUGUUUCUCUAUAAUAUUACACCAGUUAUUAUGCUACAUAAUUUGUGAUUGUGAAUAAAAUAAAUAAAUAAUGUUCUGUAUCACCAGUGAUAUGUUGAUAUCACCAAACUACAUAAUACUUUCUUUUCUUUUUAGGGCUACUGGAAUUAUUGAAGCACAACCAAAAUUAUCAAGUAACCAUUUUAUUGUAUCAAAAUUACUCUUGAAAGUUGAAAAUAACGUGAAAUAUUUCUUCUAUGUUUGGUUUUGAAGCAUCUAAAUUUAAAAAUCCACUUUGUGAAAACAAUUAGGACUGAAAACUUUGUGAAGUGAACAACUACAAGACUUGACCUAUUUCGGACUAUGUGUAACCUUAUCUGAAAUUAGGAGUGGAAUAACACAAGGUUACCUUAUUUUUUCUCUCCCUAUCAUUUUUAUGAUGUACUUAUUGUAUGAAUCAAUCAAUAAGUUCUGUUUUUAUAAAAUAAGAAAGGUACUUGAUAGAUUUUAUUGUGUUUCAAUAUUUAUAAUACAUGUUGUUGGAUGUUAUUCCGUUGAUAUGAGGAAGUCAACUUGAAUUUUAGUGUUAUUCUCACGAAAAACAUGUUUAAUUGUGUAGUAUUAUUUCUUGAAUAUUAUUAUGUUAGGUAUGCCUUAUAUUAUUGUAUUACAAGUGAUAUACGUUGAUAUGUAAUACUCAAUGCUUCUAUUUGAGGGUGUUAGUUAAUUGUUGGUGUUGUCAUAGUGUUAAUUUGUUAAUUAUUAUUCUGUCUCAGUGGUAAUGUAUGAUUAAGGCCGGUUGCAGAUGAACCACUAUCGCAUGUGGGAUGUGGGAGCUACUAUUUUCCAUCUGUGGUACCACAAACGCAGCGCAUAUGGAAUGCAUUGGCAGGCAUGGCUGUGGCACUGAUACUUCCACAUGGCGUUGCGCGCUGUGGUAGCGAUUAUUUUCCUUGCGAUUGUGGUACCACUGGUUUGAGCACCACGCUUCCCCUAGCUUCUGUACCACAAUCGCACUAAUGAGCGUUUUUUCAAAUGUAGUGUGAAAGACUCUCUGCGUUAGUCAUAUUGUUCUGUGGUAUGUCGGUCCCACAUUCCACAUGCGAUAGUGGUUCGUCUGCAACCGGCCUAAUAUGUUUCAUAUCACAAAUGAUUUGUUUGUAGUACAAUACCUGUUGCAUAUUAUGAUUUUGAUUAGAUCAUGUUUAGUUUAAAAUGUUAGUGUUGUCAUAUCACUAGUGAUAUGUUUAUUUGUUGAGUAUUAAUCGGUGAUAAUAGGCUGUAUUUAUAUCACAAGUGAUAUGAUUUGAAAGAAUAGAAUCAACCGAUUAUUUCCAUUUUCCGUAAAUGACUGUAAUUCUUGAAGCACCAGUCUAUAGUCGAUGAAGCCAAAGAUCCCUAAGUAACGUUGCUUUAGAACCUUGAUAAACAAGACAUUAUCUUCAUUUUAAUACAAAAUAUGUUCUUUAACAAAGUUGGUACGCUACAGUAGAUUGGUUAGUAGUUUUCUAGUUUAGUAUUCAAAUCACGGAAUUUAGUCUGAUUUUUACAUAAAAUUAACGCAAUUUUUUCAGUUUUAAGCCUUGUCCACACUACUGCGAUUUGCAUGACGAAAGUGGCAGAAUUUUUAACCCGAAGUUGAAUGGUUGAAAUAUAUGCCGUUGCCGUAGACGAAUCGCGGUAAUGUGCACAACUCUUAAAUCUCAAAUUUAUUUUUUCUUUAUUCAAAGGCUUACUUCAUGAUUCCAAAAAUUAUUCAGUUUUUUGCAAUACAUAUUAUGAGUAUAAAAUAAAAUUGAUUCCAGUCAAUCUUAAUCUUUUACAAAUUGAUUUUCAUUUUAGUUUCAGUGAUUUUAAAUUAUGUUCAAUUUAUUAUUGUUUUAAAUUAGUCUUUCUUCUCGAAUGUUUCAUAAUGGACCUGUCAUUUUUUUACAUAAUUACUCACCUUAUUUCAGUAUUUUAUUCGCUUAUUUGAAUAAGAUUUUUUUCAAUCUAAAAUCUCAUUUGAUACAAUAUUUAAUAUCUUUUAUCAUCCAUUAAUUAUUUUAUGAAAAUAUAAUUAUAGCACAGUAAAUACGAUCUAACAAAUAAAGCCUGAUUUACAAUCCUUAUUUCAUAAAAUGUCUAAUAGUUUUUGUUUAUCCAAUAAUUGUUACCGGACCUGUACUUGUCUUCUCCACGGUAAUAACCGGGGGGAACUAGUUAUUAUCCAGAUCAGGUAUACCGGAUGAAAUAUUCAAGUUCAUUAUGUACAAAAGCGGGGUGAGCAGCCCCUAUACACUUUCUUUCCAUGUAUACUUUCUUUCAGCUUUCUUUUUAAAUAAAUAAUAAAUUAUUUUAUAAAAAUAUAGUUAUAGCACAAUAAAUACGACUUAUCUAACAGAUAAACCCUGAUUUACAAUCCUAAAAAACUUGACCCAUUUCUCUCAUAUAAAAGUAGCAUAUUAGAAUCUAUUGUAAGAAAUUUCUCUUAUUUUUCUCAAAUUUAGUCAACAAGUAUUUUUAUAAGAUAGGGAACAGUAUUUCUCAGUUGUGACUAAAGUUAUUAAACUUGUAUAGAAAUAUUAAUAUUUUUCAUAGAUAUUUAUCUGUAAAUUCAUCUAUUUUUAGCAUAGUUUAAUUUGGUGGUGAGAAAUAUUUUUGAAGGCAAUUGUUGUAAAUGUAUCAUUCUAUUAUUCAAUGCUGAAACAAUAUUGGAUUUGAUGAGUAAUCCUGAGAAUAUAAUUACUUGAAACUAUUAAUAUAGAUAUUGCUUUCCCUUUGUAUUUUCAGCACAAAUUAGGAAUUAUUCAAGUCUGCUAGAGAGUUAUCGACGUUGCAAUUUUCAUAGUCAAAUUAAAUCUAAUUGCAUAUUUAUUCAUUAGUAGAGUUCUAUAUUUUAGGUUUUUCAUUUAAAUAAUUAGUAUUAUUGAGACAACUAGAUUAUACAGGCAUUCAUUUUUGGCUUUUCUAAAGUUUAGUAGAAUUAAAGUAAUGAGUAAACAAUCGUGCAAAUUACUUUCAGUAUUAAUUCUGUUAAUUUUCAAUUAUGAUUUAGAAAAUAAUUAGAUUCAAAACAAAUCAGUAUUACAGUAUUAAAAGUAAGUAAACUAAACGUUGCAAUAAAUGGAAUCGAGAAUCUCGAAAAACUCUAGUGAAUCCAUCUCAAAUUUCAGUUGGAUUUUGUUUUAUUUUAUAGUGAUGAAAUUAUAAUUAUAUAAUGACAAAUUAAAUCAUUCCUGUUUAAAGAAUCUCUUCUGUGAAUUAAGUAAACUACAGAAUCUCAAAUUGAAUUGGAAGAUAGUUGUUGAAACAAAAUCUCAAAUAGUGUGUAUAUUAGACUAAUAAUAAAAUAAUAUAAAAAUACUUUAAUACCAAUUUUUACAGUCCAAACACUACAAGACCGACACUAUUAGAAAAAAUGUAAUGAAAUACCGGUUUCCAUAACAAUAUUGUGAAAUUAAUCUCGAUGUUCUUAAAUAAUGUGGAAAAUCUUAAUCUUAAUUAUUAAAUUUGUUUGAGAUUGGAUUAUAAUUUUAAAAACUCUCAGUACUGUAAGAUAUUUUUUAGAAGUUAACAAUAUUCAUCAUUAUAACCCCUAUCGUUUAUCAAUUGUUAACCAUAGUUUGUCAAUGAAUGUACUAUUUUCAAUCAGUUAGUUACCUUCCAAGUCUAAUAUAGGUAGUGUUGUAUGUUUAUUAAAUGUGUUUUAGUUUUAAAAGUUUCAAUUUUUGCACAAACAAUCUGUUAAUAUUUCUUAUGAAAACCCAUAUCGCACAAAACUUGAGAAUUGGUGAAACGUUGUUUUUCUUUUACUAACGUUGCCAAAAGUAUUGUCAUUACCAAUUUUGAAAUUGCUUAUGAUGAUAAAUUUGAAGCUUGAUUAGUACCGUUGAUUGUUAUGAUUAAUAGUGUUACGAAUAUUAGGAAUCUCAUGUACUAAUCUCGCUUGAGAUGCACAAUAAUACUGUAUUGUAGAUGCUUUGCAGCAUGUGAUUGGCUUCAGAAGAAAUGUAAUUUUUGAAGUUACAGGGCUUGGAAAUUAUUAUAUUUUUUCAAGUGAGUGAUUUAAUUUUUCAUAUUGAAGCAAAUAACGAUUGAAUAAAAAGAAGAUGAAUUAGAAAUUCUUAUUUUUGUUUUAGUUUCUUAUACAAUUCGAAGUAAAACAGCCCAAGUUUCAAAAGAAUCAAUAUUUAUUCUUGAAUGGACCAAUUGAAAAUAUCAUGACGAAAGUUUGUAGUUGUUGAUAGUAUGAUCAUCAAAAAAUCAUUACAAAAAUCCAAUUUAGAAUCAGUUUGAGCCAUUUGAAUUCAGAAUAUUCACCCUGAUAAAUUGUGGAUUGCUCUUUUAAAUGAAUACAUGAAAAUUAUGUUCAUCAGUUUAUUCAGUAAAUUAGUUCAGCAGUUUAUUUUGUUAAGUAAAUUAUUUUGAAUACCUGUAACUAAAGUUAUUUCAUUGUUCAAUGCUUCUGUUACAUUACGAGGGAAAGUUAAAUUUGAUGUUGUGAUAAUUGAUAUGAAAUUGAAAUUAAUCCUUAAUAUUUGUGUAAAUAUUAGAUAUAGAACUAUAAUUUAUCACUUCUUUUGUUAUAUUACACCUACUUCUGUAUCUAGCUGUUUAAUCUAACAACUAUAGACUUUGUUGCACUAAUGAAAACACUUAUAAACUCUUGUUAUAUUUUUGAAUAUUAUCUUUCAUUAGAUGUUGUUUACCUUAUUUCAACUAUCAAGACUUAUUUAUUGUUGUGAUAUAUUAUAGUAUUAGCAUAAGAAACAUUCCUAAUUUCUUUUCACUAAGAACUUAUUUUGUCAUUCAAUUAAGAUUGGUUUAUGUUUCAACAUUCAAUUAUUGUUAUUAGCUAUUAAAUUCAUAUUUGUGAAA